AUGCCUCCGAUCCGAACCUCCAAAAAUCGCAAACCGCCACCAGCUGGCUUCGAUGAUAUAGAAGAUACGCUGCUGGAGUUCAACAACAAAAUGAAAGAUGCAGAGAAUGCCUCGCAUGAUGGGAAAAAGAAACAUGAGAUGUUGUGGCCUAUUUUCCAAAUAAGCCAUCAGCGCUCCAAAUACAUUUAUGAUCUCUAUUAUGAAAAAGAAGCUAUAUCAAAGCAGCUAUACGACUGGCUUCUGAAGAAUAAUUAUGCUGACGCGAACCUAAUCGCAAAGUGGAAGAAACAGGGGUAUGAAAAGCUCUGUUGUCUCCGCUGCAUGCAAACCAAAGAAACCAACUUUAACGCAACCUGUAUCUGCCGUGUACCCAAAGCGCAACUCAAAGAAGACCAGAUGAUCCAGUGUGUCAGCUGCGGCUGUCGAGGCUGUGCAAGCAGCGAUUAA
This is a messenger RNA of Aspergillus wentii DTO 134E9, 447 nucleotides long. Its product is annotated as BUD31 family protein. The record is from RefSeq and is a predicted model, not a curated record. The transcript has 3 exons. NCBI's taxonomy places the organism in Eukaryota, Fungi, Ascomycota, Eurotiomycetes, Eurotiales, Aspergillaceae. The coding region runs from base 1 to 447 and encodes 148 amino acids. Gene Ontology annotation, cellular component: nucleus; spliceosomal complex. Gene Ontology annotation, biological process: mRNA splicing, via spliceosome.